Messenger RNA from Anneissia japonica, 4136 nucleotides. RefSeq names its product short transient receptor potential channel 4-associated protein-like. The record is from RefSeq and is a predicted model, not a curated record. Gene Ontology annotation, cellular component: Cul4A-RING E3 ubiquitin ligase complex. Gene Ontology annotation, biological process: ubiquitin-dependent protein catabolic process. The coding region runs from base 224 to 2611 and encodes 795 amino acids. The transcript has 18 exons. Gene Ontology annotation, molecular function: phosphatase binding. NCBI's taxonomy places the organism in Eukaryota, Metazoa, Echinodermata, Crinoidea, Comatulida, Comatulidae.
ACGACAUCUUUUUAUAAGCAGGGAGUUCACUACGGAGGCCAGUCAACGAAAGAAGUAAUUACUAAUUACCGGGAUUGUUAGUGGAAAGAGUGGACAUCUUCACAUGCCACAUUAGAAUUUGGGUUGUCUGGCCGUAGUUUUAAGUGUUCAGUGUACUAUAGAUUGAUGGUCUGAGUGGUAUAUUGUGUAAUAAACCAUUUAAUCGAUACCAGGCCUACUGAAAAUGGCUAAAGUGUUUGGGCCUGCCGAGGCCAUCAAAUCGGUCGUUCGCGACCCGAAAUCAAAUAAACCCUGCCCUAGCACAAAGAAAGGUUCACGCUCAAAACAGCCUGUUAACAUUCUCUGCAAAGUUUAUGAUGCACAGAGAACUGGUAAAGGUGUCAACUGCAUCAGUAUGAUACCCAAAGAAAUUCUAAAUGACUGUGACAGAAGAAUUGGCAUUGAGGUAUCUGAAGACAUUGCUACUACUGUGCAUGAUCUGGCAAAUGUUGUUGAAAAUGUUUUUAGUAAGAACUCUAGAUCGCAAUCACAACGCAAUACUGAAAUUAGGAAAGGCAUUCAUGUUUUAAAGGACAUUGUAGAUCUGCUUAAUGUUGAAGGUUUUCAAGAUGCAUUGGGAUGCUUCAAAGAGAAUAAAGUUGUAAAUGCUGAAAUGUUUGACUUGUUUGGUGGUGUACAGAUUGUUGUUGACAUCCUACUUAGAAUGCAAAGUAAUCCUGUGAGCAAAAGAGCCAAAGAGGCUGAUUGGAGGCAUGUUUGCUUAGAUACACUUCAUCACAUGUGUCUGACACUUCACAUCGAAAUAGCAAUACCAUUAUCUAAGCAGGACGACUUAAUCUUUUACCUAUUCUCUCUAAUGGCGGAGAAGACUUGUUUUCUACGAGCCGCCACCUUGUUGGAAGAUGUACUUGGUGUACGCAAGACUAUGUUUAAGUUAGAAAAAAUACCAAAUUUACACAAAUUAGUAGAGAGUUUUGAUGAGGAACAGAUGGCCAAUUUCUGUCGCGUGCUUUCAAUUGCAAUGUCAGAUCUUGACCCAGGCGAUGAUGGCAACACUCUUCAAGAGCAGGACCAGGCCAUUCGCAGGAAAACUGGCGUACCUGUCUCAGAAACGAAUCAAGGAAUACUGAUUGAGCUUCCUCAUUUUAUUAAGAAAAUUGUCCGUAUAGCUGUAAAAGAAAUAGGUGGUUCAGUGGCACCCACAUUACCCGAGGUAUUCAGUGAGCUUGAAGGAUGGGUGACAUGGUUAGACAGUUCACUAGCGUUCGACCCCCUCAUGGAUGUUGACAGCGAGACAGAGGGUGCCAUGAUGGACCCGUUUAUGGAUUUUCAGUCGCUUGCGUUGCCUCAGUCCAUCAAGACCAUGCAUGAACUUGUUUAUAAGGUGGAGGUAUUAUAUGUACUAUGCCUGCUACUUAGUGGAAAGCAAAGGAAUAGGGUUCACGGAGAGGUAUCCACACACAAACUUAUGCCAGGAUUGAACCGUCUAUUUGACCGUGUCAUCUGGCGGUGCAACUUGCGGCCGUACCCUCAUGCCAGGCAUUCUGAGAACUGCGAAUGCAGUCCAGAAGUAGCGCUCAAGAUUCAGUUCUUACGCCUUAUACACACCUAUUGUGACCAUCAUCAUAACAAAUACUUGAUAAUGACUCGAUCAGAGAUUCAUGAAAUCACAAAGUUAUCAUGCAGCAUUGGCGUACCAGUGGCAGAUGAAGUCAAGAACAUAAACAAGUCAUUGCUAUGUACAGGGAAGAAAGGACUGUUAACCAAGGUGAUAGAGGCAAUGAAAAGGGCAUCUACAGAGUCCAACUUUAGGUUCUGGCUAGGAAGAGCUGUAGAGAGCUUUUUAAGAGGCAAGACCUCAGUAGUUGACCAGACAUUCAUACUACGGAAGAAACUUCUAGAGCAUUUAGUACGUCAUAUGAUAGAUAACGAUAUUAAAUCAAAGGAAAUUUUACAGAGCAGCUUUGACCUUUUAGCAGAGUUAAUGAAAUUCAACCACAAAGCCUUUGAACGAUUCGAGAGAUGUACAUCAGAUGACGGGCUAACUAGAUUCAUGUCAAUGGUGAACAACAACCUUGUGGACUCCAACAUGUUCAUUAGAUGUCUACUGCUAACGCUCGAGAAGAUUGAACGCGAGGAUGUGCAAUAUUUGGAAUUUGCCCUGACGAAAUCCCGCCUCCUGAUGCACAUCCACGACAGAAAGACACGAGUAGGGUUUCUGCAAAGGCUGAUCAACAUAAUUCAUGUAGAAAUCCUUACACAGGAAAAUGUGAGUUGUCUGAAUACCACAAUCAUUCUGCUGAUGUUCGCACAUCGAUCAGGGGAACUUGCCACUUAUCUGGGCAUGCUCAGAGAGGAGGAACAGAAUAACUGUCGCCCUGGUUUCAUCCUCCAUAAUUUCAGGCAAUUGUUAUUUUUCUGGCAAGAACACUACCUCCAUAAAGACAAGGAUUGCUCAGCCCUUGAAAAGAGCUCCAAUAUCAGCUUUUCUGUUUGGAAGGAAAUGGUGUCAAGUUUAACAAGUAACGACACCACAUCGCCAAAUACCUUAGCAUACUAUCUAAAAAAAGACAACCUAUUGGAUGACGAUCUAACCAUUGACAUGGAAUAAACACUAUUUCAGUGUCUUGAUUAAAGACACCAACCAAUGAGGAGAAACAACAGCAAAGAUUUUAAGCAUUAAGUGAAGACAUUUGAUUGGCUAAAAUAUCUAACAGUAUUUACUUGUGCUUGAAGUCAUCCUAUCACAAGUACCAACAGAGAAAUUUAUGAGUAGUUUUGUGUAAUUGAAAUUGGUACAGUUAUUGAGAAGUUUAUAUUGGUUGGGUACCUGUCUGAGAGGAUAUUGUAUAAUAAUAAAGUAUUGAAUUAUUUGAUUACUUAUUACUCUGAAUUAACUUUAAAAUAUCUUGUUAAUUUAGGUGCCCAGUAACUUUGCCUAUAAAGUUGAGGCGAGCAUGCGAUUUAGACAACGUUUUAAAUUUGUAGUGAAAAGUUGAUGCUGCCUGUCUGAAAUGAAUUCAAGUAAAAUUUUAAAAAUCUACAUAAUGUAAUAUAAUAAAAUUUCUAAUAAAGUUGUAUAGCUCAAGGUAUUGCCAAAGAAAAUCUUCAACUGGUAAUAAAUUAAAAUUAAUUAAAUAUUGUAUAUGAUAAUUUGCAUAAUGUUAACACACACAUGUAGAGGUUGACAGUUAAUAAAAUGAAGAGAAAAUAACAUUCCUUUCUUCAUUAUGUAAAGAACAAGUAGUCAGAAUGUAUAAACUAAAAGUAUAUAAGGUUGUUUUGAUUGGGAUAUAUAUUUUUCAUGAUGUAUUAGACAUUUUAAGCUUAAUCAAAUAUGACGUUGCCAGUGGAGUGGGAAUUGUGACCGGGGAAAAGGUCAAACUAUGACCUAAGAAAACCACUCAACUCGAGCAUUUUUUAAUAGAACAUUUUAAAUAGUACAACACCGUUUACAUGUUUAAUGCCUAUUAUCACAACAUUGCCUACCUCUAGGAAUAUAUUAGCUUUGAUUUUAUUCUUGCAUUACAAAUUAGUUUUGUUCUGUUUUAUUUCUGAAUUUGUAAAAAUUGGUUGAUUUUAUUUACUCUUAAUGAAUUUUCAAAUACAAUAUUUUUUUAGUUUAUACUAUUUUUGUUGUGCAUAAUCUGUAUAAGUAAUGUCUGCAAAUUUCAUGAUAUUUAGCUUAUUAAUUUUAAUACUUUAUUUUAUGUUGUAAAUAUAAGAUAUUUCUUGGUCUUUGAAUUUUACUGAUUUUAUUGAUUUUUUUUAUUGGAAUUAUUUCAAACAUCUUCACAGCAAAACAUCCUGAUAUAAAACAUCUUGAGCACUUGUAUGUGACUUUGUUGUAAGGUAGUUUGAAAAUGUUAACAACUCAAUUUAUGUGGCCCAUAGUCAUGAAUUUCAUUGUUACUGUAAUUAUUGUCUUGUCUUCCAUUAUGUUUAUGUUUGUAACUGUGAUUAUUAUGCUUCAGUUUACAAUACCAUUGGUUUAAUUGAUAUGCUGUUUAAUGUGUAGACAAACUACCACUGUUCAUUUUUUUAUUAUUCAUUUAUAUUUAUGAUCAAUGUUUGAACAACUUGGCAACAAAUGUUUGCUUUUUUAUGUGAAUAAAACCUGCAUACUUAAUAUGUAA